This is a messenger RNA of Syzygium oleosum, 3062 nucleotides long. Its product is annotated as probable linoleate 9S-lipoxygenase 5. Lineage: Eukaryota; Viridiplantae; Streptophyta; Magnoliopsida; Myrtales; Myrtaceae. The transcript has 9 exons. The coding region runs from base 284 to 2911 and encodes 875 amino acids. Gene Ontology annotation, biological process: lipid oxidation. Gene Ontology annotation, molecular function: metal ion binding; oxidoreductase activity, acting on single donors with incorporation of molecular oxygen, incorporation of two atoms of oxygen; protein binding. The record is from RefSeq and is a predicted model, not a curated record.
AAUCCUAGUCUUUCUAUGCAAGAGCAGUGGAGCUUCGUGGGAAGACCCGGUAAGCUUUGAAGUAAGACCAUGAAUCAACACUGGUAGUUGAUUCCUCCGCCUAUAAGAACCACCUUCUCUUCUCUUUCUCUCCCUCAAACUCGCCACCAUUGACAGACCUUUUCUUUUCCCUCUCUGUCUCUCUCUCUCUCUCUGUGUUUUGGCUUCGUCCUUUGCUCUGUUCUUGAUCUCGAGAGAGGCAAAGGAAAAAGGAGAAGAGAAGAGAAGAGAAGAGGGAGAGAGAAUGGCCGAUGCGAUGGCGACCAAGAGCGUGGCGAGCAACGAGAAUGGGAACAAGAAGAUGAAGUGCGAGGCGGGGGAGGGCGGGCGGAUCCGGGGGAGCGUCGUGCUGAAGAAGAAGAAGACCACGGACUUCACGAGCUUCGCUUCGACGGUGCGGGACGUGGGUCGUGGCUUGGUGGACAAAGUGACGGGUCAUGAGCUGGCGGGGAAGGACGUGUCCCUGCAGUUCAUCAGCGCGGUCAACGAAGAUCCUGGGAAUGCGUUGCGAGGGAAACUUGGGAAACCAGUACACCUGGAGGAUCCGGUGAACACUAGCGCUUGUUCGACACCAGGUGAAUUGGCAUUCGGUUUGACACAUCAUUUGGACCAGGAGAUAGGAGUUCCAGGAGCAUUCCUGAUAAGAAACAAUCAUCACAUUGAGUUCUUCCUCAAGACAGUCACUCUUGAAGACGUCCCUGGUCAUGGUCAGAUCCACUUUGUUUGCAACUCCUGGGUUUAUCCUGCUCAGCACUACACAAAGGACAGGAUCUUCUUCGCCAAUAAGACAUAUCUUCCAAGCGAAACACCAGCACCACUUAGCAAGUACAGAGAAGAAGAAUUGGAGAACCUGAGAGGAGAUGGAACAGGCGAGCGCAAAGAAUGGGAGAGGGUCUAUGACUAUGCCUGCUAUAAUGAUUUGUCCGAACCCCAGAAGGGUCCAAAAUAUGUCCGUCCAAUUCUUGGGGGGUCUAGUGACUAUCCUUAUCCUCGUAGGGGAAGAACAGGCCGACCACCAAACAAGGAAGAUCCAAAUGUUGAAAGCAGGUUACCAAUCCUUCAGAGCUUGAGCAUCUAUGUCCCGAGGGAUGAGCGAUUCAGCCACAUAAAGUUUUCGGACUUGCUGGCUUUUGCUGUGAAAUCUGUUGCCCAUUUCCUUAUACCCGCGGCUGAAGGACAAUUUGAUAGCACCCCGGGUGAGUUUGAUAACUUCCAAGAAAUUCUAAAGGUUUAUGAAGGGGGUAUCAAGCUGCAGAAGAACCAGUUCAUUGAAAGUGUAAUGGAAAGCGUCCCUUCGGAGAUGCUCAGGGAACUUCUUCGUACAGACAGCGACGGUUUCCUCAAAUUUCCGAAGCCCCAAGUCAUUAAGGAAGAUAAAUCAGCAUGGAGUACAGACGAGGAGUUUGCGAGAGAAAUGCUGGCAGGGGUGGACCCCGUUGUCAUCUGUUGUCUCCAGGAAUUUCCUUGUGAAAGCAAGCUCAACCCUGAAAAUAAUCCAGACAUGAGAGUAUAUAUAGAAGAAAACUUGGGUGGGCUCACCCUGGAUGAGGCUAUCGAGGAGAAGAAAUUGUUCAUUUUAGAUCAUUACGAUACGCUGAUGCCAUUCCUUCGGGGUAUAAACACAACUUCGACAAAGACCUAUGCCACAAGGACUCUUCUAUGCUUGAAAGAAGACGGAACUUUGAAGCCAUUGGCAAUUGAACUGAUCUUGCCCCAUCCUGAUGGGGAUGAAUUUGGUGAAAUAAGCAGGGUUUGCACACCAGCUGAGGAUGGUAUUGAGGGCUCACUUUGGAACCUAGCCAAAGCCUAUGUUUCUGUCAAUGACUCUGGCUAUCAUCAACUCAUCAGCCACUGGUUGAAGACUCAUGCAGUCAUCGAGCCAUUUGUGAUUGCCACCAAUCGGCAGCUUAGUGUUCUUCAUCCGAUUCAUAAACUUCUGCAUCCUCAUUUUCGUGACACCAUGAGUAUCAAUGGGUUUGCAAGGCAGAUCCUGAUUAGUGCAGGUGGAGCACUCGAGAUGACGGUUUUCCCUGCGAAGUUUUCGUUGGAAAUGUCAUGUGCUGCUUACAAGGACUGGGUCUUUCCCGAGCAAGCACUCCCUGCUGAUCUCAUCAAGAGAGGGAUGGCGGUAGAGGAUGCUAAUUCAAGACAUGGGCUGCGCCUAGUUAUAGAGGACUACCCGUUUGCCGUCGAUGGGCUUGAGAUAUGGUUCGCCAUUGAAACGUGGGUCCGGGACUACUGCAGCUUCUACUACAAGAAUGAUGAGAUGGUGCAAGAGGACACCGAACUUCAGUCCUGGUGGAAAGAACUCAGAGAAGAAGGUCACGGUGACCUUAAAGACAAACCUUGGUGGCCUAAAAUGCAUUCCCUAGACGAACUGAUCCAAACUUGCACUAUAAUCAUUUGGGUUGCUUCGGCUCUCCAUGCAGCCAUUAAUUUCGGACAAUACCCCUUUGGAGGGUAUCCCCCGAACCGGCCCGCGAUGAGCCGGAGAUUGCUUCCUGAAGAAGGAACUCCCGAGUAUGAAGAGCUCGAGACAAAUCGCGAGAAGGCUCUCCUGAAAACUAUAACUCCCCAGAUUCUAUCCUUGUUAGGGAUUUCCCUGGUGGAGAUUCUGUCAACGCACUCUCCCGAUGAGGUUUAUCUCGGGCAGAGAGAUACGCCUGAGUGGACCAGCGACGAAGGGCCGCUUCGAGCAUUCGAGAAAUUCGGGAAGAGAUUGGAAGAGAUCGAGCAGAGGAUCAUCGACAUGAACAGCGACGGGAAAUGGCGGAACAGGGUUGGGCCAGUAAGGAUGCCUUACACUUUGCUUUAUCCCAGCAGCGAGGUUGGACUCACUGGCAAAGGGAUCCCAAAUAGCAUUUCCAUAUGAAGCUGCUUCCUAUAUGUAAUGUCCUAAGCUACUGCAGAGAUGUUUUCGUUCUAUUGGUAGUUCGCUAGUUAUGCAGCAUAAGGAUGAUCCUUUGUGUUUUGAAAUACAGGGCAUAAAUAAAUUUCCACGGAGUUCUUUCUUUUCCUGUUCC